AUGGAGCCAACCCUCGAUGAACCCACCGCCUCGGCUGCGAUCGCCCACCUCACACCGUCCAACGAGGCCAGCAACGGCAACACGACGGAGCUGGCGCGUGAAACCCGGCCUGACGGCGGGCAGCAAGACGAGGCGGCUGCACCGACCGAGGAGGAGAAUGGCGAAAGGAAGCUUCGAGGUUAGUGAGCAAGUGCUGUGGAAUUCCUUGAUCUGCAUGAACUCGAAGCAUGGACGACCUGUCGCUGCGGAUCAGGUGCCCCCGAUCGAUCCACCGUCGCGGCUCAGCUUCAAAGGUGGGGUGGGGCGGGUUGGGUGAAGCGGCACGUGUCCACUUGGGCGGUUCGCAGCCUCCGAUAAGCACCCACUCAUCUCGUGGACGGGUUGAUUGGACGAAUGACACAUAUUGGUCGUUCAUCUACGAACAAGGCAGAGCACUGACGGCGUUGGAACUCGCUCGACUCGACGGCGCUCGGGCCCCACGGUCUCGUCAUACGUUCGCGCCGGCGUUGAUGCGGUGCACAUUCCUGGAGUGCAUUUUCGCCCCGGAAAUACUCCAAUAUACUGACGACCCUGCCUGUUUCUCUCUGUAGAUAUCGAAGACGAAAAUCAAUCCUCUGCCCUCGCUUCGGAAGAGCCCAUCGGGGCGGGCACCGAGUCCGACAAGACUACAUCUGCCGCCGCACCGGUACCGACAGAAGAGGGAAACACCGCUGCGGCCAAAACAGCAGCGGCGGAGAAACCUUCGGUUGGUCAGAUGAAGACAACCGUGCGCAAAAUCGGCACGACCGUGUCGACCUCGACCACCAAAGUACCCGCCGCUGGCAAACCCGUCACGCGCGCCCCACUGCGAGCAUCGAUCUCUUCUGCCGCCGGAGCCAAACCGACCGCAUCACUUUCGACCUCGACCCGAGUCUCAACAGCUCCCCGAGCAUCUCUCUCCGGUGGGCUGCCCCCCAGACUUCCAGCCGCGGGCGCAUCGUCGACGGCCACUCGAGCAAAGUCGUCGGCUCCGCCCCUAUCGUCCAGCUCGACCGCGGGUACUGUAGGUCUCACCGCGCGAGAGCGCAGCAGACUCAACGCCUCAACUGCGGCGAACAAGUCAACUGUGCCCUCUCGACCCGGAUCAGCCGCCAGCGCGGCGGGCAGCACCCUCCGUUCGUCGGUGGCCGAGCCCGUCCGCACCACCACCGCGCCAACGGCGACUCGACCAACUCCAACGACCUCGUCGACACGCACGGUCACGGCAGGUGCGAGCACAGCGGGGGUCAGAAGGCCAGCAACAUCUUCGACGGCCGCAUCGUCGACUGGAGCCGCACACCGUGCACGUGCGAGUGUCGCUUCUGCAGGAGGAUUGAACGGAUCGACGUUGAAACCUACGUCUGCCGGUCCUCUGGCUGCCGCAGCCAAGAAGGCCGCCGACGAAGAACACACCAAGCAGGUCAGUGACCCCCUCCAUGUGUUUGGUCGUGUCUGAAUCCCCGAUUAAGGAUUUUUUUCCUCAGGUUGCGGACCUUACCUCACAGCUAGAAAAACUCAAAGUCGAAGUCGCCGAGAAGCAGCAAGCGGUGGAGUCGGCAUCUUCUUCGACGGCAUCGCUUGAAGCAGCACUGGCCGCGGCCGAAGCAAAGUGCGCGACCCUGCAAGCUUCGUUGGACGAGCUGGAAAAGACACAAGCUGCCCACACCGAGGAGUCGGACAAGCUGUCUGAGGAGACCGCCGUGCGCCAGAAACUCGAGGCCAAGAUCGAGGAGAGCCAACAGGCGGUGGAGCAAGCUCGAUCAGACGAGGCGGCGUCGAAGAAAGAGUUGGAGCAGGCGCUUGCUUCUGUUGCAGCACUCACGAAGGAGAAGGAAGAGCUCUCGGCUCAACUUCAGUCGAAGCAAGACGAUCUCGUGGCCAAGCGCAAGUCCGUCGAGGAGAAGCACUCUGCGCUACAAGUCGAGCAUGUAUCUACGCUGGAGCAGCUCGGGAUCAAGCACCAAGAAGAGACGAAGGCGAUCCAAGAAGCACUGGCGAAGGAGCACGAGGCGGCGAUGGCCAAGCUCAAGACCGAACAUACCCACGCCCUCGACGCGAUGUCAGGCGAACACACCAAGGAGAUUGCUGGCAUCCGGAAUCAACUCGAUGCGACGCAAAACGACCAAGACAAGCAGUUUGAUUCGCUCCAGAAGGACCAUGCCGCAAUCCAAGAGGCUCACGACGCGAUCAAAGCGCAACUCACCGUCACUAAGGAUGAGCAUGCGGCUCAGAUCAAGGCGAUGGAGGACGAACACAAGACGACGCUUGAUGCAGAACUGGAAAAACUGCGAAAACUGCACGAGACCGAGCUUGCCGACGCCAAGACACCUGACGACACCCAAACCAACAUUAACGAGAUCCUAUCACAAGCUGCCGCCGAGGUCGGAAAAGCCAAGGCCGCUGCAGAAGCGGAGGUCCAAGGCGCGAGAGAGCAGAUCGAGAAACUCAGGGCUGAACUUGAAGUGAGUUGCGGUGUUGCUGAUGAUCAGUGAUUGGAAACAACAAGCUCAUCCUUACUCCGUUGAGUAGAACAUUAAGUCAGCUCAUGCCGAAGCGCUUGCCGAGGUGGAGUCUUCACAGGGGACGGAACUCAAGGCCGCUUACGAGACGGCUCGAUCGGCUGCGGCCGAGGCUCAUCAGGAGGAACUUAAGGCUCUGCGCGUCGAAACUGAAAAGACGUUCACGCAAUUACGUGAGGCCCAUGCGAAGGAGAUCGAGGCCUUGGAGCAAGCGAGGGCGAGCGACGUCACGUCCGCCAAGCAAGAGCUCGAGGGAGAGAUCCGGGCGCUCAAAGUCGACCUUGAGGCCAGUAUCAGUGUGAGUAUUCUUCCUCUUCUGCGGAGCACUGCAUGUGCGGCCGGCUGAACGAUACUCUCUUUGCAGGACCUCGCGAAGCGAGAUGGUACCGUCAGAACCCUCGAGUCGCAGGUGGCAUCGCUGGAGGCCGAAUUGGCAAAGGCAAAAGAAGCUGCUGGAUCUGCAGAGACCAUUGCUUCAGACGAGGACAUUGGGCUCAGGGCUUCAGACGAGGACACUGAGCUCAGGUCAGAGCUGGAGCAGGCCAAGGCCGAUCUCGUGGCCGCUCGAUCUGAUCUCGCCGACGUCAAGCUCGCGCUCGGCCGCACGCAAGAGGAUGCCUUGGCACAGAUUAAUGCUAUGACCAAGAUCCACGACAAGGUCCUCGAAUCCAAGGAAGAGGAUCAUGUCAAUGCCCUUCAGGGGCUGAAGCAACAGCUCUCGAUUUUGAAGGAACAGGGUGCGAAGCAGCAACAACCACCGCCGUCGCCGAGCAAGGGCGGGGAUGUCAAUUCGUUGCAUUUGGCGCAUUCGGCCAAGGUUGAGGAAUUGCAAGCCCAGUGGAGAGGUGAACAGGAAGAAUUGCAAGCGGUGAGUGGUCCUUCCGCUUCGAGGACCUGUGCGUCUAGCUCAACGAGUACUGAUACCUUUCUUUCGUCGCUUCUGUGGAUCAGAUUGUCGCGAGACUGCAGCACGAGGUGGAUCUCUAUCGCAACGCCGAGUGA
Molecule: messenger RNA, 3539 nt
Organism: Microbotryum saponariae
Lineage: Eukaryota; Fungi; Basidiomycota; Microbotryomycetes; Microbotryales; Microbotryaceae
Source: the annotation of a GenBank genome assembly